Molecule: messenger RNA, 318 nt
Organism: Penicillium macrosclerotiorum
Lineage: Eukaryota; Fungi; Ascomycota; Eurotiomycetes; Eurotiales; Aspergillaceae
Exons: 2
Coding region: 1-318 (105 amino acids)
Source: RefSeq, a predicted model, not a curated record
AUGGACUACGGCCAUCGCCUGAUGUCAACCGAGUUUCAAUUGCUGGAAUUGACCCGCUUUGAAACAGCGAAGAGGACAGAAAAAGGAGGAGAUGGAGCUGAUCUCUGGCACCGCAACUCAUCGGCCCAUUUUACCGGGGCGAACGUGCACGAUGGCUCCGGGCACCAUCAACGACCUAAGGGAGAACCUAAGGGAGAUGCAGUUAGUGCCGCUGACCAGGGAAUCAUCGCUAAAACUGAAGGCCAAGCGAUCGGCUUGCGUCACCUCCCCUCCCUCGACGAUGACGACGUGCAUGACCAGAUUGAUCGCGGACCGUAA